AUGGACCCCGACCCCUGCGCCUCCCCCUUCCCCCCUGAGGAUUUUUCUCCCAGCUCCAAGAGACACAGAACUGUGGAAGAUUUCAACAAAUUUUGCACCUUUGUCUUGGCAUAUGCUGGCUACAUCCCCUACCCACAAGAGGAGACCCCCUUGAGGAGCAGCCCCAGCCCCCCCAAUAGUACUGGAGGUACCAUCGACAGUGAUAGCUGGGACCCCCGAUUCAAUGACCUCCCUUCUGCUGUCUCCCUGCCAGUCAAGAGCAGAAAGAGUCAGCUCAAGCGAGCAAAACCAUAUGUUUCACUAUUCCAGCGGGCAAAGCCGAGCAGCUUUCUGUCAGAGCGAAAGCAAACUGAUAAGAUCAGAAAGAAGAAAAAAAUGAAGAGAAGAGAAACGGAAGCGCCUAUGGAGGAAGAAUAUGGGGGGAAGCUGCUGAAGCUAGAGGCGGAGGAUUCUUAUGUUGAGACCCCCAUGAGUCCCUCAUCUGAGGGUGAUCCUCAGUCUGUGACUGACCAUUGCUCAGUAUGGGACUCUGACACUCCUUCCAAUGUCUCGUACCCUCCUGAGACUGCUGAGCAGGGCAUGGAGAUACAGAGUGUGGGCAAACGCACGGUCAUACGGCAGGGCAAGCAGGUUGUGUUUCGGGAUGAGGAUGGCACUGGUGAUGAUGAGGACAUUAUGGUGGAUUCAGAUGAUGAUUCUUGGGAUCUCGUCACCUGUUUCUGCAUGAAACCUUUUGCUGGACGGCCAAUGAUUGAAUGUAAUGAGUGUCACACCUGGAUUCACCUCUCCUGUGCCAAAAUCCGCAAAUCAAAUGUUCCAGAGGUCUAUGUCUGCCAGAAGUGCCGGGACUCCAAGUUUGAUAUUCGCCGCUCAAACCGCUCCCGGACGGGUUCACGCAGGCGCUUUCUGGACUAG
Molecule: messenger RNA, 915 nt
Organism: Gopherus flavomarginatus (Mexican gopher tortoise)
Lineage: Eukaryota; Metazoa; Chordata; Testudines; Testudinidae
Gene: PHF13
Product: PHD finger protein 13
Exons: 4
Coding region: 1-915 (304 amino acids)
Biological process (GO): mitotic chromosome condensation
Molecular function (GO): chromatin binding
Source: RefSeq, a predicted model, not a curated record